Messenger RNA from Dovyalis caffra, 1392 nucleotides. The record is from the annotation of a GenBank genome assembly. Lineage: Eukaryota; Viridiplantae; Streptophyta; Magnoliopsida; Malpighiales; Salicaceae.
AUGAUGAUGGGGCUUGAGGGUCAGUUCUCCCUUUUCAUUUUGGUGCGGUGUCUAAGCCAUGCUCAUAAACUUCUCUUCCUCUCCUCUAUCCUCUUCGUCUUCUCUUCCCAGAUUUUCCAACUCAAAGUCACCCAUUAUAGAAUCAUCCUUUUUAAAACCAAAACCCACCCACUUUUUAAACCUCUUUCCUCUUCAUCAAACCUUAGUUUUCACUCCAAGACUCACCUUUUCAGUAGAUGCCCACUUGGGAAGAGGUUGGACUUAAGGUCUUGGGCUGUUUCUGGAUUUGAUUUAAGCAACUUCGAGUCUGUUUUAGAGGCAGCUGGAGUUUUGACGGCCAUUAUUGUUGUUCAUGAAAGCGGUCAUUUUCUUGCUGCUUAUCUACAGGGUAUUCAUGUAAGUAAAUUUGCUGUUGGGUUUGGUCCAAUUUUAGCUAAAUUUAAUGCAAAAAAUGUUGAAUACUCUAUUAGAGCUUUUCCUUUAGGUGGGUUCGUGGGGUUUCCUGAUAAUGAUCCAGAGAGUGAUAUACCAGUAGAUGAUAAGAAUUUGCUUAAGAAUAGACCGAUAUUGGAUAGAACGAUAGUGAUAUCAGCUGGUGUUAUUGCCAAUAUUAUCUUUGCUUAUGUGAUAAUCUUUGUUCAAGUAUUAUCAGUUGGUUUGCCUGUGCAAGAGGCCUUUCCUGGGGUUCUUGUUCCUGAAGUUCGAGCCCUUUCUGCUGCUUCCCGUGAUGGGUUGCUUCCCGGGGAUGUAAUUCUUGCUGUUAAUGGAACUAACUUGCCUAAAACCGGACCCAUUGCAGUAUCCGAGAUUGUUAAUGUCAUUAAAAGUAGUCCCAAAAAGAAUGUCUUGCUUAAGGUUGAGAGGGGAAAACAGGAUUUUGAAAUUGGCGUUACCCCGGAUGAGAGUUUUGAUGGAACUGGUAAAAUUGGAGUUCAAUUAUCUCCCAAUGUAAACAUUACGAAGGUUGUAGCCAAGGACAUCUUGGAGGCAUUUAAUUUUGCUGGGAAAGAAUUUUGGGGUCUUUCAUCCAAUGUAAUAGAUAGCUUGAAACAAACUUUUCUGAACUUCUCUCAAUCUGCGAGUAAGGUUUCAGGACCGGUUGCUAUUAUUGCUGUUGGUGCAGAAGUUGCAAGGUCAAAUAUCGAUGGACUUUACCAAUUUGCGGCUGUGCUCAAUAUCAAUCUUGCAGUUAUAAACCUUCUUCCGUUACCUGCUUUGGAUGGGGGCUCCUUGGCCUUGGUUCUCAUAGAGGCAGCUAGGGGUGGGAGAAAGCUCCCUUUAGAAAUAGAGCAGCGGAUUAUGUCAUCAGGGAUCAUGCUUGUUAUUCUCCUUGGAUUAUUUCUUAUUGUUCGAGAUACAUUAAACCUUGAUUUCAUCAAAGAUAUGUUGUGA